GACAAUAAGCUUUGCUGGAGCUAUCAAAGGAUGGAAGGAAGGGUGUAGAUCAGCUGUUGGAUUAGAUUCUUGUCAUCUAAAUGGUAAGUGUGGUGGUGUGUUGAUGGCUGCAACUGGGUUAGAUGGUCAAAAUGGUUUAGUCACAUUAGGAAUUGAUAUUUUUCCUGCUGAAAAAAUUGAGAAUUGGACUAUAUUCCUCACUGACUUGAAGCCAUUACUCUUAAGCCAUGAAAAUCCAUUGACAUUCAUUUCAGAUAGGAAAAAGGGCUUCUUGAAGCUGUUCCUGCUGUGUUCCCAGACUCAUAUCACAUAUAUUAUUGGAGGCACUUGUAUAACAAUUUCAAGAAGCACUUUAAGGGACAAAAGUUGUAUAGCUUACUGUGGAAUGCAGCCAAAUGCUACAAGAAGAAACAUUUCUAUAUAUGAAGAAGGAGAAUCCUGCUGCUGUGGUGUACCUUGAAAAGGCUGGUUUUGAGUCAUGGUCUAGGGCCUUUUUUGAUGACACUAGUAUUGCUCUCAUUAUUACUCAGUUGCUGCAUAGAGGGCCACAUAUGCUCAAGUUGUCUUUCCAUUUCAUCCUCAAGAAGAUUGGCCUGAGUUGGAAGAACAUGAAAAGGUUGAAUUGGAAUCUGCUAUCAAGAUCAGGAAAUCAGGACGGCCUAGAGUUAAGAGGAGGAGAGCAUGGGAUGAUCCAAAAGUACCUACACAGGUAUAUUCAUGUUCAAGAUGUAAAUCAACUGGUCAUAAAAAAACUACAUGUCAAGGUGGUGAUGUUGGCAAGAAUGCAAAAGCUAAGAGGCAGAGAACCCAAGUAGAUGGUGCUACCUUCACAUCUUUUGACAGACCUUCUCCUCAUAAGAAGCAAUCUCAACCAUCUGGGAUUAGAAAAACAGCAGCUGCAUCUUCUUCUAAAUCUAAGAAAGCUCCUGCUAAAGCUUCCACAACUUCAAAGAAGAAGAACAUGAGUCAGACAAAGAAGUGAAUGACAGUAUGUGGUUUGCAGUAGUUAAGGUUAUGACUUUUUAGAACAAUGUUAUUUUGGACCAUCUUUAUUUUGGACAACAAUGUUAUUUUGGAACAACUUUAUGUAUGAAAUAGUACUUUUUAAAUCAUGUAU
Papaver somniferum (opium poppy) is the source of this 1117-nucleotide messenger RNA. RefSeq lists its product as uncharacterized. The coding region runs from base 396 to 815 and encodes 139 amino acids. The record is from RefSeq and is a predicted model, not a curated record. The transcript is spliced from 5 exons. Lineage: Eukaryota; Viridiplantae; Streptophyta; Magnoliopsida; Ranunculales; Papaveraceae.